Botrytis sinoallii is the source of this 644-nucleotide messenger RNA. RefSeq lists its product as uncharacterized. Lineage: Eukaryota; Fungi; Ascomycota; Leotiomycetes; Helotiales; Sclerotiniaceae. Gene Ontology annotation, biological process: translation. Gene Ontology annotation, cellular component: mitochondrial large ribosomal subunit; ribosome. The coding region runs from base 1 to 381 and encodes 126 amino acids. The record is from RefSeq and is a predicted model, not a curated record. Gene Ontology annotation, molecular function: structural constituent of ribosome. The transcript has 2 exons.
AUGUUGUGUCUACGCUGCUCUCAUGGUCUUAGGGCUACUCCAACUAUAACAAGGGCGCUUUCACAAUCCAAUGCUAUCGUUGUGAAAAGAACAUUUACUUCAAUCACGCCCCUCCGACCCACGUUAUCCUCCUCCGCAUUCAAACCCUCAACGUCUGUAGUCAUUCCUUCAGAAGCAGCACCUCUAGAUCUCCUUCCUAAGAUCUCAACCCAUCCCGCUUUGAGCACAACACAAUUACGUUGUGGACCAAGAAAUACGUUCAGUCCGAGUCACUUUGUUAGGAAGAGGAGACAUGGAUUUUUGAGUAGAAUUAGGACGAGGAAGGGGAGGGCGACUCUGCAGAGGAGGAAAUCGAAGAGAAGAAGUACUUUGAGUCAUUAGAAGAAGGGUAUUGGUGGUUGGAAUACCAAGAAAUAUAGCCAACAAUAUGAGAAAGCGGGGCAAUAUGAAGGCGGCUGUUUGGGAAGCUAAGGAUGAUGAGGGCAAUGAUGAUUCACAUGAUUGUACCGCGGCACAAUGAUGAAGCUAAUGCUACCACAGUGGCUGCGCCUCUGGAUUCCAACCUACAUGAAGUGUAAGAUAUUGAAGAUAUACAUGUUAAAAUCAGACUACGUACAAUUUGGGUGUGGGGACCCGGUCGCUCA